AAAGCCUAACUUGACACGGAUCUACAUUCCAACUGGACAUGGAAUGAAACAUGAAAACGUGAGAACAUGAAAAAAUCGCUUUUUCUCUCUAAAACCGGUUGCGCUUCUAGCAAAGCGAAGGGCGCCGACUCUGCAGGUGUCACGGUCCGGCAGCGACAAAGAGGAGUUACGGGCAGCCACUGGGAGGUUUGAUAGCUGCACUGGAUCACUGAUUGAUGUUCCCUCUGAAUUAUAACACUGAAAACAAUGGCAACAGAAUGUAUAAAAGCCUGCUGUAAAUUGUGUUUCUGCAUGGACAAGGAAAAAAAUGAUCCAGUUUCCAUGGUGCAGGAAUCUGAAGCAGUAGCUGCAAGCAAGCCAGCUAUUGUAGAGCAGCCUCCAUUGUCUUCUGUGUCAGUGAAGCGUCAAGUUGGCUGUUCUGAGGAUUAUUUGCUUUCUAAACUGCCCCUGGAUGGUCAGGAGGUCCCAUUUGUGGUCCCUCCAUUCAAACUGGCUUAUGUACAGCCAAAGAACCUUCCUGGUAUCUCACAUGCUGGAGGGAUUAAAGAGUCAGCCAGAGGCUCGUUUGGCGAGCGGAAGGCAGAGCUGCAGGCUGUGUUCCAGUGGCCCCGCUAUGACGUGUACAACCCCUUCUACCUGGAGCACCGCGUCUCGCCAGACCUCAGCAGGCGCUUCCAGGCAAAGCCAGACAGCAGGAAAUUGUAUGGAUCAGUCAGUGAUUUAAGAGCCAGUGCUUUGCCUGGGCCCCCUGAUGUGAGUCGCUCGAUGUUCGAUCUCAGGAGCCCACCCCACCGAUUCAUGAAGAGAUAUGAUUCAGUCUCCAGUGUACCUAGCAGUACCUCUUCCAGGAAGGAUUCACAAGGCAGUAACAGGAGUCUGGAUACUAUUACAUUAUCAAGUGAUGAACGAGACUUUGGAAGACUGAAUGUGAAGUUGUGUUACAUUUCUUCUGUUGAACAGAUUUGGAUCACAGUUUUACAUUGCAAAGACCUCAGCUGGCCUUCUAGCUGUGGGGAAAAUCCUCGUAUCUGUGUCAAGGGAAUUCUCACACUGCCCAAGCCAGUGCACUUCAAAUCUUCUGCCAAGGAGGGCUGCAAUGACAUUGAAUUUAUGGAAACUUUUGUUUUUGCUAUUAAACUGCAAAGCCUGCAGGCUGUCAGAUUGGUAUUUAAAAUCCAGACACAGACUCCCAGGAAAAAAACUAUUGGAGAAUGUUCCUUGGCACUGCGGGAGCUGAGCUCACAGGAGUCGAAUCAUUGGCUGGAUAUAUCUCCUCCUUCCAAAGCACCUGUGUGCCGUGCAGAACUUCAAAUAGGAACUUGUUUUCAAGCAAUAAACAGGAGGAUACAGUUACAGAUUCUUGAAGCACAAAACCUUCCUGUUUCAUCUACACCACUGUCUUCACAUUUCUUUGUGAAAGUUGGAAUGUUUACUACAGAAGGGAUCAUCUAUAAAAAGAAGACUCGCCUUCUGAAGUCCACUAAUGGCCAAGUGAAGUGGGGAGAAAUGAUGGUUUUUCCAGUUAGCCAAGCAGAACAAGGAAUUAGCUUUCUCAUCAAGCUCUACAGCAAAAGCUCAGUGAGAAGAAAACACUUCCUAGGACAGAUCUGGUUAAGUUCUGAUAGCAGCAACAGUGAAGCAGUAGAGCAGUGGAAAGAUACCAUUGCAAACCCUGAAAAAGUUGUUGUUAAAUGGUACAGCAUUGGUCCAUCUUGAAGACUGGAGAUGAAAUUCAGAACUAAUUUUUCUACAGAAAUUAAUAUGCUGUCUAAAAUAGUACAAAUUAAAAGAAAGAUAUUGUCUAUGCAAGUCCUUCAGAAGUUCUCCACUGCAUCAUGCCUCUGUGGAAACAGGGAAAAUUCAGUUUCACCAAGAGAAAUAUUGGCCAAGUACUAUUAAAAAGAAGACUUUGGAACUGGAAAGAGUGCCCAUUUGAUUUCACAAAAUUCAUCUUGAAAGAAAGAUGUUUGCCCCUUUUGGACUGCAUUAAAGCACAGACACUCAGUUUUGGAGAGAAGCAGCUUGAAUCAACUCUGUUUCACUAGCCACUGACAUCAUGCUCAUCUGCAGUGCUGUCUUUGGCAGACUCCAAAGUCCAGGUCAUGGGUCGUGUCAGUGGCUUGAUUCUGGGUACCUGUGAGCCUCUGGGGUUGUUGACACCAUUUGAUCAGAAUAACAUGUGCACAGAAUAAUCAGAUUAAUCUGAGCACAGAGCUGGGCCAUCUGGGAAGUCCAUGGCGUAAAUAUAGAGACAGGAACAAUGGAGUCGCCUCGAAACAAAGAACCUUUAAUGUUAAAAUAGCAAAGGUAAAAAUCACAUGGUACAAGGGGGAACCUCCAAAAACCUCAAAACCCAGAAAGCACAGAGGUGUAUAGAUGGGGUGGAGGGCACAGGAUCCAACCAGUAACAAGGAUAAGGAACAGAACCAUAGAUGUACCUGGCCACCAGCCAACCAUAUAUCAGCAUCAAGAACAACACCUUAUUUGUAACAAACUGGUUAAUGCAUUCAUUCCCACGAGACAACUCUUCUUUCUCUUCUCCCACCACGAUGUCAAAGGAUGUCCUUCUUCCUAGUUAGCUGUCUCCCAGGGCUUUAAGCUGAAGCUCUCUGCAUCUGCAAGUGAAGCCAGCUCCCUGUCCACCCCAAUUUCCACAGGGAAGCUGUGGCAGCAGGAGAAGGCAUAAAAGGAAGUACACAACAAGGCAGUACCCACAGGCUUAUCUAAUCUCCCUUUUGGAUUGAGGGUUGUUCAGAAAGCUGGAGCUUGAGCUUGCCCCCAUCUUUUUCUCAAAACAGAGAUAUGGAAAGAUAAAAAUUCCUCUGACUUAGUGAUUUUUACAAGAGGAGCCCUCCAGACUUGCUCUGUUUGGGUUAAUUCUUGCUGGAAUCAAUGGAAUAGUACAAAGAGGCAAUGACCCUGCUUAGGAUCAAAGCCAGUAUUUUUAGAUUGCUUUCUUAUAUAAAAUACUUAUAUGUAAACCACUUCCUAUCUAGUCAACAUGCUCUAGCAUUUGCUUACAUUGCCAAAACACAGGCUAACAUGUACAAAGGAGUAAGCAAAGAUUUACUGACUUACGUGCUUUUUGAUGUUAAUUAAAAUUCAGCUCUGUAAGGGAUUCAGAUUUUGUUUAAAGGAUGGGCUGCUACUGCAGAAGUACUUGUUACAUGUCUAGGAUGCUAAAAAUUAUGUAUGGGAGUAUGUUUGUAUUACUUGUUUCUAGUAAGAAGAAAUGAUCGUAUUUUUAAUUGCAAAUUGUAUUUUUCCAACAAAAUCCUAAGAUUAUCUUUUAUAUUAGUUCCCAAAUUUUCAGGUGCUUAUUUAAAGUUAUUUUUAAGUGGGGAAAAUACCAAGUAUAUAAUUGAUAAUGUAUGAAUCUAAAAGCACAGACCUCUUUGCACUACUUCAAAUACCUGAUUAAAAAACACAUACAUAUUUCAUUAACUCCACUACUUACAUAUUUACUGUUGACUGUCUGGACUGUACAAAUAUUUACGUUUGUAUAGAUGCUGAAUAACUACUUUUCUUCAUAACUUGGAUCUGAUUCCACCAUCUGACAGGAACUAGUGUGGCAGUGAGAGCACUCACUGCUGGAAGACAAAGGAAGUGGGGAGCAGAGAAAACACUGGAACAGGAAAGCACAUCCUCUUCAAGCAUACAGCUCAGAGCAUCUUUAUUUCAAGUUUUUUGUCUUUGAGUGGCAGGAAAAAAAUGGAAUUGCUUAUUUUUUUUUUUCAUCGGUUGAUAAUUGAAACUUUUGACACUUCAACCAUCCAGACUGUGGUUGUUGAAAUUGAAUAUUUUGAAAACAGAAGGCUUUUCACAGACUCGUACAUAUUCUGCUUUUCGACCAAUCAUUAUAAAAGAACUGAAAAAAGAUUUUGCACAUUGCUUGGAGAACAAACAUUGGUUCUAGCUCUUAGUCUUUGCAAAGCUCCCACUAGACCCAGAGGAUCUUGACUGACACUGGUAAUUUUCAGCCAGUUAAAACAACUGGCCUGCAGGGUAAAAUGGAAAAAGGAAGUGGGCUGAACUGAUAUUUUUGGGGUAUCUUUAUUUGAAUACAUGGAUCUUUUUUAUUCAUUGUGGCUGAAUAUUUUAUUCAUUGUGGCAAUAAACAAAAGUGCAAACUAACUGCUUCCUGAUGCAGAAUGCUGCUCUGUUUAAAAGAGAGGACAGGGAAUAUCCCAGUGUUUUGUAGACUUCAAUUACCACAGAAGUGGUUCUACAGUUUGCCAACUCAGUGAAUGCUGUAUAAAAUUAUUUCUGGGGCUGUUUUAGGACACUUACCCUUCUAAAGACCUCACUAGUCUCUCUCUCUCUUUUUUUUUGUCUAUGUUAAUAUUUAAUCUGUAUGUUUAUAAUAAAAAGUGUGAACAGCAAAUAUUCCUCUUUUUUCCCCAAUUCCUUAUACUAAUGUUUAGCAGCAUCUCAAUGUGAGGAUCAAUUCCUACUUUUUCUCUGAGAAAAAAAAUACUGUUUCAUGUAGUGCUGUCUGUAGGGAAGUUAACUGCUGACUCACGGAGGAGACCCAUAAGGCUUCUCUGUGCAAGAUGCCUGCAGGUACUGCAGCACUCUGAAGAACUGCUUCAUCCUGUGCUCAUUCCCAGGCUUUGGUGUGUUCUGCAAUUGUGUGCAAUUCAUGUAAGAAUUCCAUGAGUUAACAGUUGAUAUGAAAGAAGAAGGAAAAAGAGAUGUCCUGGGACACUCUUCUAACGGUCACAGCUGUAUGUUGUUCCUCUAAAGCAUCCUCAGCCACUAUUUUGAUUGUUACAUCCAAGUUCACUGUCAUUGAAAAUACUGGUAAAAGCUAUUUUUUCAGUUCACUUAUUUGUAGAUAAAAGGCACACGUGGUUUAUAGUUG
Molecule: messenger RNA, 4864 nt
Organism: Ficedula albicollis (Collared flycatcher)
Lineage: Eukaryota; Metazoa; Chordata; Aves; Passeriformes; Muscicapidae
Gene: TC2N
Product: tandem C2 domains, nuclear
Exons: 12
Coding region: 247-1716 (489 amino acids)
Cellular component (GO): nucleus
Source: RefSeq, a predicted model, not a curated record